This is a messenger RNA of Amoebophrya sp. A25, 437 nucleotides long. NCBI's taxonomy places the organism in Eukaryota, Dinophyceae, Syndiniales, Amoebophryaceae. The record is from the annotation of a GenBank genome assembly.
GAAAAAAGGUAGAGAUAAGCUGCCACUAGUUCUUGACGCAGAGCUGGUCAACUCCGGCUCGGAGCAUCUGAACGACGAUCCGGCUUUGCAUCAGCAUUUGCAUGCCACCGUUUUUGAAGAGGUUUUGGAAAAGGAAGAAGAAUCGGGCGGAAAUGGAGCAAGGCGUCGGCGAUCACGCAGGCUUCCAGCGCUCUCCUACUGGCGGUAUCUGAACCUGAGCGGAGACUCGCAACUGAUCCUUGAAUACAUGCACCGCCUAGUCCCGCGCGCCGGUUCAGGAAAAGCCAGCCUCGAACUAGGCAGAGACCUGAAGUCGAGUUGGCGGAACGGCUUGAAGAGGCGACUCGGGAUCCUAAAGGAGGAGCGAGAAGCUACAGGAGCCAGAGUCGAUCCGGACAUGCAUGCGGAAGAAUAUCUAGUUCAAUGUCCGAUGCCGG